UCCUGUAACAGUUUUUCCGUUACAUAUGGGAAGGGACAACAACCCACAUCUAUAGACCGGAGAGUGUCAACAUGCCAGACAUCGGCUUUGGUAAAAGACGACAAAGCCUGUCUGAGCAGCUUCUUCCUGCUCCUAACCAGACACUGAAACCGGCAGACAGCAAAAAACGCUGUAGGUGUCAGUGUUUUUUCUUCAUUCUGGUCAUGACUGUGGUUCUGUUUUUUUCUAACACAAACUUAAAGGAAAUUGCAAAUGACUUCAUGAAACACAACACUACGACAAAAUGGUUAAAUUCAUUUAAAAGUCAGAGCAGCAAUUACGUCUCUCCCAGUGUGAGUGAUUCCAGACGCAGCACUCCCACACCUGAACUGACCUCUGGAUUUACAAAUAAGGAAAUCUCGAAUGAUGUUCUUCAAUCUGAGAAUAUCACUUUGAAAAUAUCAAGAAAAAUAAAUAACACAAUUGUGACAAAUGAAACAGACUCCGUUGUGAUUCAGCAGGAAACUGUGAAGCCUUAUGUAUCUCCAGGACCAUACUACGUGGAAUACCCAUACAAGUACCACUAUAUUAUAAAUGAGCCAAAGAAAUGUGAGGAGCAGAAACCUUUUCUGGUUCUGAUGGUUCCUGUUGCGCCCCACAACGUAGAGCAUCGCAAAAUCGUCCGCAGCACCUGGGGAGGCGAAAGCAACAUAGAGGGCAAAACGGUCAAGCUGUUCUUCCUGCUUGGGAUGCACAACGGAGUCGGAGUCCAAGCGCAGGUGCUGCAGGAGAGCAUAGAGCAUCAUGACCUGAUCCAGAGCAACUUUGUGGACUGCUACAAGAACCUGACCAUCAAGACCAUGGUGAUGCUGGAGUGGCUGGACUCUUACUGCUCCGGCGCUUCGUACGCCAUGAAAGUGGAUUCAGACACCUUCGUAAAUCUGCCCCUUCUCAUCAGGAUGUUGCGUAACGCUCCAAAAGAGCACUACCUGACCGGACUCGUGACGCAAAACGCUCAAGUCCUGAGAGAUCCCACAAGUAAGUGGUUCAUGCCCUGGAGCGUUUACCCUGAUCAACACUACCCUACAUAUGCUUUAGGCCUGGGCUACGUUUUGUCUUUAGACCUCCCUAGAAAGCUAAUUGAAGCAUCCAGAGAUAUUAAAGCUCUUUACAUUGAAGAUGUGUAUUUGGGGUUAUGUAUGAAAAAAUUGAACAUCUCUCCCACCAACCCUCCAAAAUGGAAUUAUUUUAAUAGUGAUAGAUAUUUGCAUUACAAUCGCUGUAUUUUCUCCAAGUUAAUAGUCUGCUUGACAACUGAACAUGCUGACCGAUUGUGGCUCUGGAAAGACUAUAAAAAACCAGGACCAUACUGCUGAUCUUUAAAAAGAAAAAAGGGGGAAAAAAGAGGAUAUUAUGACAAAAAGAAGGAUUUACUUAAUAUAUUGAUACUCAUUUUAAAAUAUGAGUCCUAAAUAAAAUAAAAAAAGUUUAAUAAAUCCUAACAACCUGCUGAUUAUUAUCACUGAGAUUUUUUUUUAAAAUUAUUACAAUUUAUGACGGAGGGAGAGUGCAACUGUAGAUGCUUGGUAAUAUUAGCACCGUAUUGAAAUAACACUGAAAAAAUGUGCAUAUUUGUAUAUAUAUAUAUAUAUUUUUUAAAUCGCCUAAUGUAAGGAUUUAAAUGUUUUUGUACAU
Scomber scombrus (Atlantic mackerel) is the source of this 1674-nucleotide messenger RNA. Its product is annotated as beta-1,3-galactosyltransferase 1. The transcript has 2 exons. Gene Ontology annotation, cellular component: membrane. Gene Ontology annotation, molecular function: N-acetyl-beta-D-glucosaminide beta-(1,3)-galactosyltransferase activity. The record is from RefSeq and is a predicted model, not a curated record. Bases 72 to 1355 code for a protein of 427 amino acids. Lineage: Eukaryota; Metazoa; Chordata; Actinopteri; Scombriformes; Scombridae.